Triticum aestivum (bread wheat) is the source of this 1569-nucleotide messenger RNA. RefSeq lists its product as uncharacterized. The record is from RefSeq and is a predicted model, not a curated record. Bases 802 to 1344 code for a protein of 180 amino acids. The transcript is spliced from 3 exons. Lineage: Eukaryota; Viridiplantae; Streptophyta; Magnoliopsida; Poales; Poaceae.
GCACAUAUCGAGGGAUGAUCUACCUACUCGAAAUGAAUGGGAUUUACGGCAUAGUAAGAACUAAAAAAGUGAGCUUCUUCUGCCUCCUCCCCUUUCCCCUCCCCUUCCCGUGGUCUUAUUGUUUCUCUCCCCACUCCGUCCAGCCGCCGAGAGGAACAAUCCGCUUGAAUCCUCCCUCGCUGGUAGUACUAGAGCACAAAUCCAGUCCAAUCCGAUGCACUACGAUCCAACCAACCACCAAAUCGAAGCUAACCACGCCGGCCGGAGGGGGAUCGAGGAGGAGGAGGCAAGAGUCGGAUCCGGCGAUCGACGGGCCACACGCCGGAGGUGCGGGGCGGAGCCGGAGCGCCGGAGGAGCCGCGGCCUCGGAGCAUCUCGGCGACUGGUUCUAGCUAGCUAGGGUUUCGAUCCAUCAACCGGGCCCCCAAUCCCGGCCAUGGAGCUGCCGCCGCUCAAGCUCAACGUCGCCCGAGGCGAGGACAGGAUCAGCGCGCUUCCCGACGAGCUCCUCCUCCGGAUCCUCGAGCGGCUCGGCCUGCGCCGGGCGAUCCGCGCCAGCACGGUCUCCAAGCGGUGGCGCCACCUCCCUCACCAGCUUUCGUUCGUGACACUCGACGUCCGCAGCUUCCGCCGGGCCACGCUGGUAGAGACCAUGGACGCGUUCACGGCCGCUUUGACGUCCGUCUGUGCCAGGCGCAACUGCGAGUGCCAGCGCGGCCGUGCCAUGGCUAUGAAGGCCAUCUGCCUCCGCUUCUUCCUGUCGUCGGCCUCUCAUCCGAGCUCCAUCGGCAGUGCUUCUCAAUGACGAGUGCUUUGCAUCUCAAUUUUCGCCACCAAAUGAUAUGGAUUCACCCGGAACAUCCCAAGCAUCUCACUGCCAUAUUCAGAAAUCUUACUGAAGUGUCUUUUUCUGGUAUCUUCCCUGAGUGUGAUCUGAGCUGGACCCUAUUUAUCCUCGAAGCUGCACCUGCCCUGCACAAGUUUACAUUAUCUCGAGAGCGGCAUGCAUGUGACAUACCGUCUCAGGACAGUGCCGAGAAGACCAACAUGGUGUGGGAACCAUCCAAGGAUUUGAAGCACCUAAAGUUGAAGUUGCUCCGGAUGUACGGUUUUGAGGAUGAAGACAAAGUGACAAACUACAUAAGGCUAGUCAUGGAGCGAGCUGUGGGGCUGAAGAGAAUCGAGUUGCGUGGUGAAGUCCCAUGUGAGAAAUGCGAUGCCAUUUACCCAAGGAGAUCCCAGGUGGAUAAAGGUCGCAGGCGUCGGAUCAAGGAGCGACUCACACAUGAAUCCUCCUCGGCCGUGGGGAUGAUUAUGCUCGUAGCGGCUAUGCCCGCGCGAUAGGGAUCGAACCGUCCCGCUGGUGAACGAUUGCGCCUAACCACCAGAGCUCAUGAGCUUUCGUGUUAUGGCGCGCCCAGUAAUAAUUUAAUUUCUAGGUACUGAUAGCCUGAGAGUACUUGAUCAGUGUGGACCUUGCAGUGUAGCUAAAUUGUGUGUGCUGCAAUCUGGAUGCAUGUUAUUCUUUUGAGUACUUGCAUACUGUACUUGCAUAGUGUACUUGCAUCA